AUGAAGUUCUUAACAGUCGCUACCUUGUUAGCUGUCGCAGCAGCUCAAACUACUGUUUAUGACAUUGAUACCGUUACCAAUGAAUCAACAACUGAGGUCACGAUCACAUCAUGCUCAGAUAAUGUUUGUCAAACAACAGUUGAAGCUACUAGUCAAACAGUUGUCACUACUACUGUUGAUGGUGUGUUGACCGUUUACACAACCGUUUGUCCAGAAUCAGCAGUCGAAAAGGCACCAGUAUCUGAAGAAGCGGAGGCAGCCACAGCUUCUGAGUCUAAUGAGUACGUUGAUGUGACCACGACACCAACUGUCACUGUCUCAACCGGUGUCGAAGCUACUGAAACUUCACAACUCACAUUCACUUCUGUCUUUAAUAGUGCUUCAUCCAACAGCACUGCUGCCGCUGUUUCAACCUACGAAGGUGUCGCAGGUCAACAAAAAAUUGCAGCUGGCGCAGCUGGACUUGCUGCUUUGGCUGUCGCUCUCUUGUAA
Priceomyces carsonii is the source of this 492-nucleotide messenger RNA. RefSeq names its product Pga6p (gene PGA6). The record is from RefSeq and is a predicted model, not a curated record. The transcript has a single exon. The coding region runs from base 1 to 492 and encodes 163 amino acids. NCBI's taxonomy places the organism in Eukaryota, Fungi, Ascomycota, Pichiomycetes, Serinales, Debaryomycetaceae.